GCCACAGAGCUCCCCUCGCUCAGUCUGGCUGGCCCCAUGUUACUGAGCGGAGCUCCUCCGGCGGGCUCCGGCCCGGGGCAGCGGGCGCAGGGGAGCGCGGGGAGCGGCCCGGGGGGGUCGCGCCGGGGCGCCGGGGGAGCGGGAGCCGGCCCUGGAGGGGGCGGCAGUGGCGGAGUGGCCAAGUGGCUCCGGGAGCACCUGGGCUUCCGCGGGGGGGGCGGCGGCGGAGGUGGGGGCAAGCCGGCGCCCCCGGAGCCGGACUACCGUCCCCCAGCACCGUCCCCGGCCGCGCCCCCUGCGCCACCCCCGGACAUCCUGGCCGCCUAUCGGCUGCAGAGAGAGCGCGACUUCGAAGACCCUUACUCUGGGGGGCCGUCCAGCUCCGCAGCUGCCCCAGCCACCCCCGCCGUCCCCGGCCCCACGCCGCCCCCGCGCCACGGCUCGCCACCCCACCGCCUUAUUCGGGUUGAGACCCCUGGCCCCCCAGCGCCCCCGCCCGAGGAGCGGAUCUCUGGACCCCCAGCUAGCAGCGACAGGUUGGCAAUCCUUGAAGACUACGCAGACCCAUUUGAUGUUCAGGAGACUGGUGAAGGCCCAGCAGGAGCUUCAGGAGCCCCAGAGAAGGUCCCUGAAAAUGAUGGCUACAUGGAACCCUAUGAGGCCCAAAAGAUGAUGGCUGAGAUCCGGAGCUCCAAGGAGACAGCCGCUCAGGCCUUGCCGCUGUAUGACACGCCCUAUGAGCCAGAGGAGGAGGGGACCACCCCUGAGGGUGAGGGGGCCACGUGGCCUCGGGAAUCCCGGCUGCCAGAAGAUGAUGAGAGGCCCCCUGAGGAGUAUGACCAGCCCUGGGAGUGGAAGAAGGAGAGAAUUUCCAAAGCCUUUGCAGUUGACAUUAAGGUCAUCAAAGACCUACCUUGGCCUCCGCCGGUGGGACAGCUGGACAGCAGCCCCUCCCUCCCUGACGGGGACAGGGACAUCUCCGGUCCAGCCUCACCCCUCCCUGAGCCCAGCCUGGAGGACAGCAGCGCCCAGUUUGAAGGAUCUGAGAAGAGCUGCCUGUCACCUGGCCGGGAGGAGAAGGGGCGGCUACCUCCCCGACUCUCUGCAGGGAACCCCAAGUCAGCAAAGCCCCUAAGCGUGGAGCCCAGCAGCCCCCUUGGGGAGUGGACAGACCCAGCACUGCCUCUGGAAAACCAGGUCUGGUACCACGGGGCCAUCAGUCGAACAGAUGCCGAGAACCUGCUCCGACUGUGCAAAGAGGCCAGCUACCUGGUGCGCAACAGUGAGACCAGCAAGAAUGAUUUCUCCCUGUCCCUCAAGAGCAGUCAGGGCUUCAUGCACAUGAAGCUGUCCCGGACCAAGGAACACAAGUACGUGCUGGGCCAGAACAGCCCACCCUUCAGCAGCGUCCCUGAAAUUGUGCAUCACUACGCCAGCCGCAAGCUGCCCAUUAAGGGGGCCGAGCACAUGUCCCUGCUCUACCCUGUGGCCAUUCGGACUCUGUAAAUGGGAGGCCUGGGCACUGUGACAAAUCUGGACCCAGCCCUGUGCCCACCCCCCUGCUGAGGUCUGUGGCUUUUCCCAGGGACAUGUUCUGACAAACCUUUCUUCCCCUCUUCCCAAGAUCAAGUGGAAGCUGGAGAUUCCUUAAUUUAUUCUAAACGGGAAGGCCUACUGGGGCCUUGGAGUAAAAGGCUGUCUGGAGCUGAGGACAGAGGAAUCUCUGGGGAGAGAGGACAGCCCCUGGAGGAAGGGGGCGUCAGAGCCCCUGGUCGCCAGAGGAGUUUAAGAUCCGCAGCCCCCCCCGCCUUUUCCGCCGCUAGGGCACAGGGGGAGACCCCAUUCCUCACCGUCUCCUUCCCCCGGGUCAGUGUGGGGUGGGGCAGGACGCGGGCCUUCGGGGCGCCCUGGCCAUCUCUCUGCCUCCACCUCUAAACCACCGGCGGGCUCCGCCCAGAGUCCGGUGCGGGGCUUGGGGAAGCCAGAAACCACCACCACCCCCGCCCCACCAAGGAUGGAGCGGGUCUUGGGGGUUGGAAGACGAGGGGAAGGGCUCGGGCCGGAGGGAACUUGCGCAGUCCCCGGGCCGCCCCGGCUCCCGGCCAGAUGCAAUAAAUAAACCCAGUCCUGCCAGGCA
Molecule: messenger RNA, 2137 nt
Organism: Mustela erminea (ermine)
Lineage: Eukaryota; Metazoa; Chordata; Mammalia; Carnivora; Mustelidae
Gene: SHF
Product: Src homology 2 domain containing F
Exons: 7
Coding region: 37-1506 (489 amino acids)
Molecular function (GO): phosphotyrosine residue binding
Source: RefSeq, a predicted model, not a curated record